AUGGAUAAACUAUGCACUCCAAUAAUUCCAAAUGAUUUGAAUAAUUUGCAACAAAUAAAAUGUGAAUCACCAUUAAUUAAUGAAAUUGAUGUCGAUUCGGAUCAAAUAGAUUUGAAAAAUUCAAAUUCACAAUCAAUUCAUUCACAUAAUACAUUAGAUUUAAUUGGUAAUCAUCAACAUAAUCAUCGUGUACAAUCACCAGCAUCAUUAUCAUUACGUUUAGCAGCGGCUGCAGCAGCUGCUGCUGCUGCAUCGGCACAUCAUCAUCACCAUUCACAGCAUCAUCAACAUCAUCAUUCAUUGAUAAAUGGAACAGCAACAACGUCAACGACGGCGACAACAACUACUGGAACAUUGGUCAAUCAUCAACACAGUGGUACUAAUGGUAAUAAUAAAAUUAAACAACGAAGAUCGCGUACGAAUUUUACAUUAGAACAAUUAAAUGAAUUGGAACGAUUAUUUGAUGAAACACAUUAUCCGGAUGCAUUUAUGCGCGAAGAAUUAUCGCAACGAUUAGGUCUUUCGGAAGCACGUGUUCAGGUUUGGUUCCAGAAUCGUCGUGCUAAAUGCCGUAAACAUGAAAGUCAAAUACAGAAAAAUACCAUAAUGAUGAGUCCACAUAGUAUUACUGGUGGUGGUUCAAUUUCGGAACAAUCACGUGCAACUAUCAAUAACUACCUCAUGAAUAAUAAUAAUAAUUCAAUUGCUGCAGCUAAUACUACUACCGGUUUAAAUAUUCAUUAUGGACUAUCAAAAUCACAUACAUCGCAAUCACAAUCAUUAUCAUUAUCACCAUCUAUUAUUAAUCCAUCAAAUACAGCUGCAAUGAUUGAAUUUGAUAGAAAUUAUCGAUCAAAUCAUAACCAUCAUCCUCAUCAUCAUCAUCAACAGCUAGGAUUAUUAACAUCGACACCAUCAUCGAUAUUACAAUCACAUCCAAGUGCAAUACAAACUUCAACAAUAACGCCUAUUUCCACGACCGUAGCAUCGAUUGGCAAUAAUGUUCAUAUUGGUGGCCAACCAUCAUUAUCAACAUCAUUCAAUAUGGCACAUUAUAUGCCUUAUCUAAGUCAUCCAAUUAAUCUUUUACAACAUUAUGCAGCAUUAGCAGCUGUAGCAUCAUCAUCAUCAUCAUCAACAUCAUCAUUACCAUUUACUUGUAAUUCAUUGUUUAAUAAUGGCAAUUCUUCUUCAUCCGUAUCAUCAUCAUCACCUAGCGUACAUUUAUUUGGAUCAUCACCAUCAUCAUCAUCUUCAUCAGGAUUUGGUCUUUCAUUUAGAGUGCCUAUGACAACAAUUGCAACAUCUUCACCAACAACAACGACAACGACAGCAACGAUAAAAACGAACGUUGAAGAACAAACAGAAUCAGAAAUAUUUACCCGAAAAAGUCAUACUGAAAAAGAAUCAUUUAGUCCCAUUGAAAAAGAUCGGUUGAAAAUCGAUAAUGAAGAUUCAAAAGCUUGAUUUAUUAUUAAUUUCUCAUUAUUUGAUCUCAAUUUUAUUUCAGAAAAAAAUGUACACACUAUACGAUUAAA
Molecule: messenger RNA, 1538 nt
Organism: Dermatophagoides pteronyssinus (European house dust mite)
Lineage: Eukaryota; Metazoa; Arthropoda; Arachnida; Sarcoptiformes; Pyroglyphidae
Biological process (GO): regulation of transcription by RNA polymerase II
Cellular component (GO): nucleus
Molecular function (GO): DNA-binding transcription factor activity, RNA polymerase II-specific; sequence-specific double-stranded DNA binding
Source: RefSeq, a predicted model, not a curated record